Molecule: messenger RNA, 918 nt
Organism: Anoplophora glabripennis (Asian longhorned beetle)
Lineage: Eukaryota; Metazoa; Arthropoda; Insecta; Coleoptera; Cerambycidae
Product: glucose transporter type 1
Exons: 3
Coding region: 1-918 (305 amino acids)
Biological process (GO): monosaccharide transmembrane transport
Cellular component (GO): membrane
Molecular function (GO): hexose transmembrane transporter activity
Source: RefSeq, a predicted model, not a curated record
AUGUAUAUAUCUGAAAUAUCACCCUUAAACCUUCGUGGUGGUCUUGGAACUGUAAAUCAAUUAGCGGUUACGGUGGGCCUUCUGUUAUCCCAAGUGCUCGGUAUCGAACAAAUUCUCGGUACUAACGACGGCUGGCCCCUUCUGCUGGGCCUGGCCGUGUGUCCUGCCUUACUUCAAUUAGUGCUUCUUCCAAUUUGCCCUGAGAGUCCGCGCUAUCUCCUGAUCACGAAGCAGUGGGAGGAAGAAGCGAGGAAGGCCUUGCGAAGACUGAGGGCGAGCAACGCUGUCGAAGAAGACAUCGAAGAGAUGCGAGCCGAGGAGCGGGCGCAGCAAGCAGAGGCUUCCAUCAGCAUGAUGCAGCUGAUAUGCUCACCCACCCUGCGGGCUCCGCUCAUCAUCGGCAUCGUUAUGCAACUUUCUCAGCAAUUAUCCGGUAUUAAUGCGGUAUUUUACUACUCUACGGACCUCUUCAAAAACUCGGGGCUGACAACAGAAAGUGCCAAGUUUGCAACCAUCGGCAUCGGUUGCAUCAUGGUCAUCAUGACAUUAAUCUCCAUUCCUCUCAUGGACAAAAUGGGACGACGAACAUUGCACCUAUACGGACUUGGUGGCAUGUUCAUCUUUUCAAUUUGCAUCACCAUCUCAUUUUUGAUAAAGGAGUUUUUUGCAUACGUGAAGGAGAUGAUAGACUGGAUGUCGUACCUGGCGGUGGUUUCAACGCUGUGUUUCGUCAAAUUCUUCGCCAUGGGACCCGGAAGCAUUCCUUGGAUGAUCACUGCCGAACUUUUCUCACAAGGACCUCGUCCAGCCGCCAUGUCAAUUGCUGUGUUAGUCAACUGGAUAGCCAACUUCGUAGUGGGGAUAGGAUUUCCUAGUAUGAUGGUGAGUGAUCAAAGUUCUACCAAUAUUGUUGUUUAA